Molecule: messenger RNA, 590 nt
Organism: Tripterygium wilfordii
Lineage: Eukaryota; Viridiplantae; Streptophyta; Magnoliopsida; Celastrales; Celastraceae
Exons: 2
Coding region: 45-467 (140 amino acids)
Source: RefSeq, a predicted model, not a curated record
CCUUGCAACCUUUUUCUUAUCUGAAAGUACAUCUAUCUAUCACCAUGCAGUGUAUCCAACUCCACUGCCACUUCCUUCCCUUGCAUUCAAAGCUCAUACACAGACAGAAAGUUGAGAUCAACAAGAAGCUGCUUUGGCUUUCUACUCAUGAAUCCACUAAUAAGGUAGCUCUUCAUAGCCAAAACAUUUCUUCAUCACAUCAACAAUGGAGGACAAAAUCCAUUUCUGAUUCUCUUGUUCUUGGUCUCACCACUUCUCCUCCCAAACCUGACAUUUCAGUCCUUAUUCAGACAGGUGCAGUUCUCAUAUUCUUCUAUGGAAUAGCCAACUUCGUGGUGCCUUAUUUCGUCUCCAAAAGUCUAGGACUCGAUGAAGAUGAGAAGCUCGAGGAUGAAACAGGCAAGGCCACAAGUAAUACAGAGACCUCAGAAACCCAGAAACAAGACUUGGACAAAACCAAAGUGUGACAAGAUUCAGACCCAAGAAGAACAAAAAAAAAAAUUAGUUUUUUAAGUUGUACUUGCAAAUUCCAAAUAUGAGGAAAAAAUUUUCAUUUCCUCAUUUCUAUUGAAUAAAAAUGUUUCCAGUAA